Molecule: messenger RNA, 522 nt
Organism: Eremothecium gossypii ATCC 10895
Lineage: Eukaryota; Fungi; Ascomycota; Saccharomycetes; Saccharomycetales; Saccharomycetaceae
Gene: RSM18
Product: mitochondrial 37S ribosomal protein bS18m
Exons: 1
Coding region: 1-522 (173 amino acids)
Biological process (GO): mitochondrial translation
Cellular component (GO): mitochondrial small ribosomal subunit; ribosome
Molecular function (GO): structural constituent of ribosome; small ribosomal subunit rRNA binding
Source: RefSeq, marked provisional
AUGCAAACGGGCUGCUGCGGGUGCAUUCUAAAGAAGGAGGCAAUGUUGUCGUCUGUGAGGUCUGGGCUGCUGCUCAGCAGUAGCCGUGCGUUCUCCAAGUGCAGCAGGACGUUGGUUGCACAGCAAGACUUGGGCUUGCUAGGCUCCGCGCCGAAGAACGAUCAGGUGAAGAAGGUGCCACCGGAAAUGAUGAAGAAGUUCGCCACAGGAAGCCUGUACGAUCCCUUUGACUUCUCGAUGGCGCGGUUGCACUUGGAAAAGAAGCACCGCAAGAACGCGCGCAAGGUGGACAUAUUUGAGGAACUGAACCUGGACCCUCUGGAUUUGUACACGAGCCCGGCCAUCCUGUCGCGAUUUGUGGGGAACACCGGCAAGAUCCUGCACCGGGAUGUGACAGGCUUGUCCGUACGGAGCCAGAAGCGCAUGUCGCGGGCCGUGCGCAGGUGCCAGGCGAUCGGGCUGAUGUCCAAGACGCACAAGGAUGUGUCGCUACUGUCGCACAGCGUGAUGUCGGAGAGGUAA